Solea solea (common sole) is the source of this 891-nucleotide messenger RNA. Its product is annotated as protein B4. The record is from RefSeq and is a predicted model, not a curated record. Bases 91 to 840 code for a protein of 249 amino acids. Gene Ontology annotation, biological process: nucleosome assembly. Gene Ontology annotation, cellular component: nucleosome. The transcript has 5 exons. NCBI's taxonomy places the organism in Eukaryota, Metazoa, Chordata, Actinopteri, Pleuronectiformes, Soleidae. Gene Ontology annotation, molecular function: DNA binding; structural constituent of chromatin.
AGAAGAAGAAACGGGUGUCACGGUACUUUUAUCAUCUGGAGAAGCUGCUUAUUAUUGUGUUUCUUUUAAUUUCAUAAAGAAUUACCCGCGAUGCCUCCUAAAAAGAAAGUGACGGUGGCAGUGGAGACUCCUGAGGUGGCUGAGCCGUCCUCCAGCGAAGCUGUGGUGGAUGAGAACGAUGCUGCAGCGCUGCGUAAAAUUGCAACUCACCCGCCCACAGCCAUCAUGGUGAGAGAGGCGCUCAAAGAGCUGGACUCACGCAAGGGGGUUUCAUCCAAAGCGAUUCAGAACUACAUUAAACAAAAAUACCCCUCGGUGGAUUCGGUGAGGUUGAGGAACUUGGUCCGCAGAGCGCUGAAAAAAGGAAUUGAGAACGGCACCCUGGUGCGCCCUGCCAACUCCAACGUCACUACGGGCGCCAUAGGAAAGUUCAGGCUUCCACCAAACGCCAAGGCGGCAAAAGCAAAGGGUGAGAACGCGGAUCCUAAUGCGCAAAAAGCUCCAAAAGCAGCCAAGAAUGCAGACAAGAAGUCCCCAAAAGCAGGUGCCACAAAGGCAAGUGCCAAGUCCCAGGAGGAACCAAAGCCGCCCAAAAAGUUGAAGAAAGCUGAAGAGGCUGCAACCACAAAGGCUGCUCCAGCAAAGAAGCCUAAAGCCAAAAAGGCUGCAGGGAAAGAGGACGACAAAGGAGCAUCGGAUGCCCCCAAAAAGGAGGCAAAGGCGACCAAGGAACCGAAGGCGUCCAAAAGUAAGGCUGCUAAAGCGGACGCUGCUGACGCUCCUGCCACUAAAGCAACUGGGAAACGAGGCAAGAAGACCGCGGAGAAGACGGCAGAAUAAACUUAUUGCUCUUAACUGAUUUUUAUUCUCAAUAAAAUCUUAUCUUUUGGA